GCAAGAUUUUUUCAAAACCCGUUGGAUUAUCUCGUCAAUAUUGUUAUUUCCCCUCUCUUGUGCACCACACUGAAAUUUCUCUCGCGAUGGCUUCUGUGGCUGAAAAAAAAGGGGCAAAAUGCUGCUAUUUCUUUAACCCCUCUUGAGAGAGCAUCUGCGUUUGAUGAGGAGCUGUCAACUGGCCACGCAAAUCAACCGCCCGCAGAACCAGUGCGCCAGAAAUGGUAUCAGUGGUUCUCUCCCACUGAUACGGCGGAGGAGCGUCGUUUGAUCAUCAAGCUCGACUGCAUAAUCUUGCUUUACAUUUGUAUCGCUUAUUGGGUCAAAAGCAUGGACGGAUUAACGAUUUCGGCGGCAUACGUCAGCGGCAUGAAGGAAGACCUUGCUCUUAAUGGCGAAGAACUGAAUUAUAUCUCAAAUAUAAACCUAUCAGCAUCUGUUUGCAAUUUUGGACAUCAUAGACUGACGACGGGGCUUCCAGGAUUGGACCUGCUUGCGGGCACCUUGACUCUAGCUCAGUACAAGGUGUCCAACGUGGGCCAAGUUUAUGCGCUUCAAUUUUUCUUAGGCAUAUCAGGAAGCUUUUAUUACCCUGGAGUUCACUGGUACUUAGGAUCCUGGUACAAGAGUUCCGAGCUAAGUCGACGCGGAGCUCUCUUCUUCAUCGCCAGCCAGUUGGGAUCCAUGAGUGCCAGUUACAUUCAAAGCGCGGCAUAUACGACUCUCGACGGCAAAUAUGGUAUCGCGAGUUGGCGAUGGCUCUCUAUCAUUUGUUUUGCUAUUACACUUCCAGUUUCGGUUGUAGGCUUCUUUCUGCUGCCUGGCACUCCUAACAAAGUCCGAGGUCGCUUCUUGACUGAACAGGAGAUUGCUCUAGCCAAAAGGCGCAUGGAAGCCGAAGGACGCGAGCCAACUAAACCUCUGACUGUCGCCGUCAUCAAGGACGUUCUAUCUGGGUGGCAUUUCUGGAUUUUGAUUGGCCUCACAUGGUCUUUCUCCCAGACUGGCGGCACGAGUAUCGACCUUUGGCUCAAAGCGGAAGGUUACGGUGUUGACAGUAUCAACAACAUUACUGGAGCUACCCCUCCGGUAAACAUUAUUGCGUGCGUGGUAUGCGGUAUUCUCUCAGAUGCCUAUGAUGCCAAGGUCUCUUUGAUUAUGGGAACCGUCGGCCUUAAGUUCCUAUCGUACUUCAUCUUUGGGACUGCAUACGGUAUCGCUACUGUUAUUUACUCCUGGGCAAAUGAGAUCUGUGGUGGUAGCUCCGAGGAACGGGCAUUCGUUCUCAGUGCAUGA
Clonostachys rhizophaga is the source of this 1296-nucleotide messenger RNA. The record is from the annotation of a GenBank genome assembly. NCBI's taxonomy places the organism in Eukaryota, Fungi, Ascomycota, Sordariomycetes, Hypocreales, Bionectriaceae.